Messenger RNA from Arabis nemorensis, 606 nucleotides. The record is from the annotation of a GenBank genome assembly. NCBI's taxonomy places the organism in Eukaryota, Viridiplantae, Streptophyta, Magnoliopsida, Brassicales, Brassicaceae.
AUGCGAUCCCCUCGAACCCCUAUCAGUGGCCGGAGGUCGAUUGGGGUAUCUAUGUUAUUAGGUGGAUAUGUUAACGGCCUCCGCACGUCGGCUGUCUUUCUCUUGGAUUGUCGGUCUCACAAGUGGCACCAAGUGACCUCCAUGACAGUGCCUCGUGCUUCCCCCGCAGCUAGCGUGGUGGACGGCAAGAUAUACGUGUUUGGAGGCUUCAGGUACGACAAGACGAAGAAUUGGGGAGAGGUAUUCGACCCAAAGACACAAACUUGGGAUGUCCUGCCAGUGCUGGAGGAUGAGGAUCCGACUACAAGCUAUAUACAAUGUUUGAUCCACCACAGUGUGGUGGUAGAGGAUAAGGUUUACUUGGUGGAUGCAUGUAAUAGAACCUUAUUCUACUACUUACCUAGCCAGUGUAAGUGGGGAAGAAGGAAUCAUCUUUCACCUAAAACAGCUAAAAGGGAUUGGUGUGUGAUCGAUAACUUGUUAUACAGUUUUUGUCAUAACGGGAGAAUCUAUUGGUGUGAGCGAGAGCAGUUGGACCGGCGUGAUGAUGGAUUGGACAAUGGUGGAAGGUUUUCAAUUGCAACUUCUGCAGGCAGAAUUCUGUGA